AUGGUGACGUCAGCGCUUAUCUACUGGGCUCUCCAUGCGCUCUCAUUGGUGGUUCACAUCCGUGACGUGUGCGUGAUGACCGCUCCGUUCUUCGCGUCAAACACCGCCAUGGUCGCGUAUUUCUUCGGAAAGGAGAUCCGCGAUUCGGGAACCGGUCUUAUCGCCGCGAUCUUCCUGGCCAUCUGCCCGGGUUACAUUUCGCGAUCCGUCGCAGGAUCGUACGAUUACGAGUGCAUCGCCAUUUUCGCGAUGAUCCUCACGUUCUUCCUCUUCGUGAAGGCCAUUAACACCGGCUCUCUCGCCUGGGCUGCCGGCGCCGCGCUCACUUAUUUCUACAUGGCAGCAUCAUGGGGAGGCUACAUCUUUAUCAUCAAUCUGAUUCCGAUCUACGUGGUGGUGCUGCUGAUCACGGGGCGCUACACCCCGCGGCUUUAUAUCGCGUACAACGCGUUUUACAUCAUCGGAAUGCUGCUGGCGAUGCAGAUCCGGUUCAUCGGCUUCCAGCACGUUCAGUCCAGCGAGCACAUGGCGGCCCUCGGCACCUUCUGCCUCAUCCAGGUGUUUUUCUUCGUGGACUGGGUGAAGCACCAGCUCGCGGAUCCGAAGCUCUUCCGCACCUUCCUGCGCGUCGUCGUCUUCUCCUUCGGUGGCGUCGGCGCUCUCGCCUUCGCCGUCGGCAUGGCCACCGGUUACAUCUCGCCGUGGACGGGGCGGUUCUACUCGCUGCUGGACCCCACGUACGCCAAGGACCACAUCCCCAUCAUCGCGUCCGUGUCGGAGCACCAGCCCACCGCCUGGUCCUCCUUCUUCUUCGACUUCCACAUCCUCCUCAUCCUCUUCCCCGCUGGUCAGUGCCGCCCUUGCCCCCAUCUUCCCUCCCCUCUUCCUCCUCACCUUCCGCAAAACACUCGGAGGCUCUACUUCUGCUUCAAGCGUCUCAACGAUGCGUCCAUGUUCGUGAUCAUCUACGGGCUCACAGCCAUGUACUUCGCGGGCGUCAUGGUGCGCCUCAUCCUCGUCGCCACGCCCGCCCUCUGCCUCCUCGGCGCCGUCGCCGUCAGCGCCUCCCUCUCCCGCCUCUCCGCCAUCGCCCGUGAGAAGACUCCGGAACCUGCUGCUGCUGCUGCUGCUGCUGCUGCACCCAGCUCUGCGAAGCUGUCUGGGAAGGCGAGGGACAAGCUGAAGGGUGCGCAGGACAGCUCGCUGCCGUACCAGAAGGAGGGCGCAGUGGUGCUGAUAGCGGGGAUAUUCUUCUGCCUGAUCAAUUUCGCGCGGCACUGCACGUGGGUGACGUCGGAGGCGUACUCAUCCCCGUCCAUUGUGCUCAUGGCCCGCCAGCACAACGGCGACCGCGUCAUCUUUGAUGACUUCCGUGAGGCCUACUUCUGGCUCAAACACAACACCAAGCCCGAUGCCAAGGUGAUGUCGUGGUGGGACUACGGGUAUCAGAUCACAGCAAUGGCGAACCGCACAGUCAUCGUGGACAACAACACGUGGAACAACACUCACAUCGCCACUGUGGGGCGCGCCAUGGCCUCGUACGAGGAGCAGGCGUACGGCAUCAUGCAGCAACUGGACGUUGAUUACGUGCUCGUGGUGUUUGGAGGAGUCACGGGCUACUCGUCCGAUGAUAUCAACAAGUUCCUGUGGAUGGUGCGCAUUGGAGGGGGGGUGUUUCCGGACAUAAAGGAGCCGGACUAUCUCAACAAUGGGGACUAUCGCACCGACGCGAAUGGCUCGCCCAAGAUGCUCAACUGCCUCAUGUACAAAAUGUGCUACUACCGCUUUGGCGAGCUGCAAACGGAAUAUGGCAAGCCAACCGGGUGGGACCGGGCACGCGGGUACGAGAUAGGCAACAAGGACAUCGAGCUGGAGUACAUUGAAGAGGCGUUCACCUCGGCCAAUUGGAUCGUGCGCAUCUACCGCGUCAAACAGCCCGACAACCGCUGGUAG
This is a messenger RNA of Closterium sp. Naga37s-1, 1953 nucleotides long. NCBI's taxonomy places the organism in Eukaryota, Viridiplantae, Streptophyta, Zygnematophyceae, Desmidiales, Closteriaceae. The record is from the annotation of a GenBank genome assembly.